Molecule: messenger RNA, 2512 nt
Organism: Paramuricea clavata
Lineage: Eukaryota; Metazoa; Cnidaria; Anthozoa; Malacalcyonacea; Plexauridae
Source: the annotation of a GenBank genome assembly
AUGGCAUUAGAACGCGACGAACUUGAAAUGAGACGGGAAGAGCGUAAAAGGAGGGCUGAGAGGGAAGAUAAAGCGUUUGAAGUAGAAUUGGAACGAGAGAAAUAUCAGAUCUAUGUAGCUAAGCAGAGAGUACCAAAGCCUAUAAAGGUGCGAGAAAUGAGAGAAAAUGAGGAUAUAGAUGAUUAUUUUCGAAUUUUUGAGAUGACUGCUAAGGCCCAGUUAAUUUCGCAAGACGAGUGGCUAGGUAGUUUAAUCCCCGUUUAAGUGAAAAAGCGAAGUCUAUAUAUUUAGAAAUUGUUGGUCCAGAUGCUCAGGAUUAUAAUAAAAGUAAGGCUAUUAUAUUAAGAGCAUAUCAGCUUAAUGUUGACCAUUAUAGAUAUCGAUUUCGCCAUUCAGAAAAAAAGGCUGGCGAAGAUUUUGGCCAGUGGGAUCACAGAACCCGUAGAUACUUGAACCGAUGGAUGACUGUGGCAGAGGCCAUAGACAACCGAGAAAAAAUAUUAGAACAAAUUGUUAUAGAACGAUUGUUAGAUGGGGUUGGCCCUGAGUUACAAGUAUGGUUGAAAGAGAGAAAGCCCAAUACCGCAGAGGAACUGGCAAAUUUAGCGAAUGAUUAUGUACAAAGUAGAAAGGGACCCUUAAUUGAUGGUAAAUAUGUUAGUGCCAAAAGAAAUGAUAAUAAGCCUAGGAAUGAUGAUUUUUGCAAAAUGAGAGAUAAAGUUUACGAAAAUAAUAAGGGAAAUCCAGAUAAGCCAGACUUUGGGAAAUUUCGAGAUAAAUUGGAUAAGUCAAAAGUUAAGUGCUUUAAUUGUCAAGAGAAAGGUCAUUAUGCGCAUGAGUGCCGAAAGAAAAACAAACAAAAUGCCGCAUUUUUAGGCAAGGGAUAUAAUACCCUUGGAAGUUACAUAGUAGGGAAUUUAAACGGGAACAAAGUCCAAAUGAUAAUCGAUUCUGGUUGUUCAAGGACUUUGGUGCAUGAAAACCUUGUUAGUAAAUUUAAAUUAGUAAAAAUAGUUUUACUGGUGAAAAUAUUACAGUUAUCACUGCAAAUGGUGAUAGAGUCGAAGUCGCUUUAGCAUGGGUAACCAUAAGUAGUGAACAAGGGAUACAUCGAGAAUUAGUGGGGGUUAUGAGAAAUCUCCGUGUAGAUUGUUUACUUGGGCGUUCGUCCUAUGGCAACUCUUUAGCCAAGAAAAAUUUGCUUGAUCAUUGGGUGCAAGCUGUCGACUUAAAUAUAGAACCGACAGUGGUGUAUAGUGACAAGAAUAAGUCCGCUUUAGUUGUAACCCGAAGACAAGCAGCGCUUGUGAAAGCUCAAACUAGAUUGGAUAAGUUGACAGAUAAACAAAAUGAAUUAGCUAUUAAGACUCUAAGCCCUAAGGAACCCACAAAAGAUGAAUUAUCUGAGACUAUCGAUUUAUUUGGUGAAGAUAAUAAUAUUAUAACGGAACCUGAUCCCGAGAAAGUAUGCGUAAAAGAACCGGUUGCAGAUAUAGACUCCUCUGAAAAUGGCUGUCAAUUAGAAACAAAUAUUUUAGACCGUAGUCAGUCACAAUUGAUUAAUGAUCAAAAGAAAGAUGUUACUUUACAUAAUUUAACUAUUUUAAAUGUACCACCGGAAGAUACAGAUGGUUAUUAGUAGUAAUAUAGAGGCCGUUCAACCCCCAUUUUUGAGGGUGCGUAAGGGUGCGCUAAUUAAUAUUCAUACAAAUAAGGGUGCGUAAGGAUGUUGAGGGUGCGCUAAUUAAUACUCGUACAAAUGAGGGUGCGUAAUGACGUCACUCAUUAACAUACGUCAUAAUUAUAUGCAAUGACGUCACGCGGGCGAGCUUGAACACGAUCGGGCGAGACUUGCUGACUACGCAUUUUUUAGCAUCCCCCCACGUGUGUGAUACAACAGGGAUUAAUGUUGGCUUACUAUGAUUGGUUGUUUGAUUUAAUGAGUGUCUGUAAAAAAUCGACAAGCGUCUUGUAACAAGCAUCGUCUAUAUUUUGACAACGCUCUUACUGGAGGUCUUUUGGCAAGCUGCUGAAAUUUUCAGUCGAGAUGGAGCAAGCAAAGUGGGAAGAGGUUGUUUCUUCGUGGAUGAGUGCUAAAUCGUUUGAAUUGAGUACAGAGUAUGAGAAUGGGGUUGGUUUACCUAUUGAAAAGGCAAAAUGACAAAUUACAGAUUUGGAAAACAUUUUGAUUGAAAAGGGUUUGGUACCGAAAUUUAUUCGUGGAGACGAUGCCCUGUAUGAUAUAUUGUUGCGUCAAAUGCAAUCACAAUUGAUUCUGAGUGUUGGUGUUCCUAAACGAGUGCAGGGCCCUACCUUUACAUAUUUGUCGAACUGUAAGCAGAUGCUUGUGGGUGAGAUAUUUGCAGAUAUGACAAAAAGGAAGGAAAAAUUCGAGAAGAAAACAGGUGUUAGCUUGGACAACUAUUACAGAUUGGCUGCGAGCGAAGUCGAGAAUGGGAAGAAAAGGAAAAAAAUGUCUGAUUCGAAUGGAAGCAACAAGGCCCUCGGAUGA